Mytilus californianus (California mussel) is the source of this 2127-nucleotide messenger RNA. RefSeq lists its product as uncharacterized. Lineage: Eukaryota; Metazoa; Mollusca; Bivalvia; Mytilida; Mytilidae. The record is from RefSeq and is a predicted model, not a curated record. The coding region runs from base 78 to 1202 and encodes 374 amino acids. The transcript has 10 exons.
AAACUACAGUUUAUGCGUUCAUUACGAUUCUCGCCAGCCAAUUGCAAUGCGCACAGACUUUGGAUAAAGAAUGCCCCAUGAAUUAUAUUCAUAGAAAAGACUGGAUAGGAAACGAAUUGAGCGAAAAAUGUUGUAAAAAGGUGAUAUGUCCAGCAGGACAUCAUAUAAAAAAAUGCAGUUUAGACGGCGGCGAGGAUAAAUGUGAACCCUGUCCGAAAUUCACUUGGAUGUCAGACGAAACGAACUCGGACAAUCCCUUUCAAUGUGAAGAAGUUGACACUUGUCCUUUCGGGUCAACCAGAGUGGAUUACUUUCCCAAAUCUGAUGGUUGUCAUAAACCUUGUAUCUGUGAUACUUAUAUAAAUCACUAUGGAUAUGAUAGCUGCAAUUGUAAAACAUUUACUGGAAAAUGUUCUUUCGAUACAAUACUGGCUUUGAAUGGAUCCUGUUUGCCUAAACGGAUUGCAAAUGCCAUUUUAAAUGACUUAAAGCCGGACAAUUUCGUCAGCGUUCCAUUAGUAGAAAGUACGAACAAGACUGAAUUCUAUACAAAAGAAAACGGAAAUGGAACACUUAUUAUUAAAAGGCAAAAUGAUAUUGUUGCUGCAGAAAUCAUUGCGGGAAUAAACGAUUCUAGCACCAAUUCGUCUGUGGAGAAUGCAAGGGAAACAGAAAUAACUUUCGAAUAUGGAAGCUUUAAAAUUGGAAGGAUUAUUAUCACUUGUGUUGCAACACCAGUGUCUAUGGUGGUGUUAAUAGUCAUCAUAGUCUUUACCGUUGCAUAUAUAAGAAGGAAAUAUAGAGAUAAUCCUGGCAACCCUGCUCCGAUUCCUGACGAAGAAAUGACUCUAGUCAAAUUUCCAGACAGAUUAAGAAAUGAUUCCGGGAUAUCAAUGUCGGCCAACCCUGCUCCGAUUCCUGACGAAAAAAUGACUAGAGUCAAGUUUCCAGACAGAUUAAGCAAUGAUUCCGGGAUAUCCAUAUCAUCUAAUUUAGAGAAUAAUAUUCUGAUGAAUGAGCAAGAACAAGACCAAUUUUCUUCUCGAGUAAAACAAUUUGCAUUUGUUUCACCUAUCCCACGAGAUCAAGCUGGCCAAGAAGGAAGUGCGAUUGAACCAUCUACAGUAGAAACAUGUUCUAAUGGAACUCGUCGCCUUGCAAUAUCAGCUUCCUCUCGGGAGUACAGCAUGGAUUUAACUUAACAAGUAGUUAAUAUUUAGAUAAAAAUUUGAACUAUUCACCCAUUCACCUUCCUCGUUAAUAUCAGGCAAAAUAUUUGUAAAAUAAAAAAACAGCAUACUUUGACAUCACAAUUAGAGCCCUCAGUUUCAGUCUUGUGGAAUUUAUAUUAAAAUAAAACAGCAAUGACAACAUUAAGCAAUUAGUAUUUGUAAACCGCAUAAUGAUUUACUAAAGAGCAAAGAACUAUUUUGUUGUGAUGAUAUCUUUCCAUUAUUUUCAUUUGGAUUUUCGUUUUUUUUUCGAAUUGAAUAUUUUGACUGAUUCCUAUAAACCAGUGUAUGUGUAGAUGUGUAAAUGGUCACGUCUUUUUUCCUGUUAAAUUAGUUACAGUAGCAUUCAAACUCCAUCUUUAAUGUCAUACUUUUUUCUUUAUAAAUGUUUUUCUUUUACAUUUGCAGCUUUUUGUAUAUUUCUUCAAAAUUAUUAAAUAUAGUGAAUUACAGAAAUGAAUAACGGAAAAGACUACACUGGGGCAUUUUAAAGGAAGAAAAACUGAUGAGAUAUUGCAGAUAUCUUAUCCAAACAUUUCUAAGAAAAACUCUUCAAAAGUGAUUUGAAAGAAAACCUUUUUUUAAAUUCGUGUUCACAAAUACGAAAAAAUAGAAAGUUAAUUAACAAACCCAAAAAAGAAGGAACAAACUGGUUUAAGGUUUUUAAUCAUUCGUUAUAAAUUUUGUAUACCUUUUUUGUACUAUAUAAGAUGAGAUGAUUUUUAAUGAUAGAAAGGGUAUGUGUGUGUGUGUUCUUUUUGUGAAUAACAAUCAUUAACAAAUAUAACACGAACUGUUGAUCUACUGUCAAACUGCUUGACCAUAUCUUUGCAUAUUUUGCGACUUUUUCAUCUGUUUUACAUAUUUUGUUAAUACUAUUGUCUCAGAUUCUUAA